AUGGGGAAGGAGCGGGAGCUGCUCGAGGCCGCCCGCACCGGGAACGUGGCCGUGGUGGAGAAGCUGCUGAGCGGCAAGAGGGGCUUGCUGGGCUCGGGCCCGGGUUCCAUUCCAUUGCCCAACCUGCUGAGCAUGUGGAAGGGCCUCAACGUCAACUGCACGGACAGCUCGGGAUACACGCCGCUGCAUCACGCCGCGCUCAACGGACACAGGGAGGUGGUGCUGAAGCUGCUCCAGUUCGAGGCGUCGGCCAAUGUGGCCGACAGCAAGGGCUGCGUGCCGCUGCACUUGGCCGCCUGGCGGGGCGACGUGGACAUCGUGCGCAUCCUCAUCCGACACGGGCCCUCGCGCUGCCAAGUCAACCAGCAGAACCACGAGCGGGAGACGGCGCUGCACUGCGCGGCGCAGUACGGCCACUUGGAGGUGGUGUCGGUGCUGCUCCAGGAGCUGACGGACCCCACCAUGAGAAACAGCCGGCAGGAGACCCCCUUGGACCUGGCGGCGCUCUACGGACGUCUGCAGGUGGUGUGCAUGCUGGUGAGCGCCCACCCCAACCUGAUGGGCGUGCGCGGCCGGGAUGAUGGGUGGGACCUGGGGGGUGCAGAGGGAAACAAAAAGGGGUGGCGUGAAGUGGAUCACUUCCUUUGUCGCCUUCACCUGCAUGUGGAGUUGCAGCGCUCCAGUUUCGUUUGGCAUUGGAGUCCACCUUUUAUCACGGAGAAUGGCAGCGCCCUCCACGAGGCCGCGCUCUACGGGAAGAUGGAUGUAGUUCGCCUGCUGCUCGACUCAGGGAUUGACACAAAUUUGCGAGAUAGCCUGGGAAGAACAGCUUUAGACAUCCUCCGAGAACAUCCUGCGGUCAAAUCUCAGCAGAUCACUGCUCUUAUUCAGGAAUAUGUGACGGACGAAAUGGAGCGGCGCAGCAUGGCGGAGGAGCCCAUCCGCAAGUGUCCCGUCCCCGCGCCCCGCACCUCCAUCUCCUCGCCCUCGGCCUCGCCCUCCUUCAGGCACAAGAAUGACGCGGUGACCGGCGAGCUGUCCAAGCUGCUACACGAGAUCAAAAAGUGCCGCGACCGCGACUACUCCUUCGAGGAGCUGUGCCACACCAUCUCCUCGCACUCCAUGGACAGCUUCGGCAGCGGACGGCUGUCGGACGAAGAGCGAGCGGACGCGCCCAACGGCACCCUGACAUGCGCCGUCAAGCGGCCAACCCCGCCCCUAGCCGUGGCCCCCGAGGAAGAGGACGACCGCGAUCAAACAGAGAGGAGCUGCGGCCCGACCGGAUUCUGGGAGGCGCUCAGCCCCUGCAACGGCUGCCACAACCUGGGCUUCUCCAACCUGUCGCAGGAUUCCAAGUGUUCGGGGGACGCACUCGCUUCGCCAUCAUUGGACGUGUUCCCGCCGGAGGACGAGGACAACCCCUACGAGUCGGUGACCACCGCCGUCACGCGCAAGCCCUGCUCGCUGGACGUGGGCCAGCGCCCCGACGUCUGGCCGCGGAAUGGUCACUUGUCCCAUGGAGUCAGCCAGGGGGGGCGCGGUGACCAUGGCAACCACUCCACGGGCCCGACUCCAGACUGCUCGCCCCCCUCCCCUGACACGGCCCUGAAGAACAUCGAAAGAGUCAUCCACCCACAGCCCAAACAGCGCACGUCUCUGUCGUCGUCCUUGGACGUGCAGCGGCCCGUCAACCACAGCUGCGAGCCCAGCGAGGUCAGCUCGUCACUGGGCUACGCCAGCUUCAGCACCAGCCCCCCGGCCAGCCCGCCGCUCAGCCCCAACCAAGAACGGGACCAGGACUCGGCCGAGUCCAACGACGACUGUCCCCUGACAGACGACGGGCCAAACCAUGGCCAGCCGCCGUUAGAGGACCGGCGCAAGAGUCGCAUACCGGAGGAGUUUGCGGGCCUCCUGCACGGAUCGUCCCCGGCCUGCGAGACGCCAGAAACGCCGUACCACCUCUACAGCCCCAAACCUCGCAAGCACGCCUCGACGGGCCUGCAGCCGCCCGAUUUGGACGACGCGAUCGCACCGGCGACCCAGAAAACGUGCGCGAAACCGCAGGUGGUCUACCGGACUGUAUUCCACACCAGAGUCAACCAGGACCUGGAUCGCCGAGUGGACUCGCGUUGCGGAACGAACGGCGAGGUCGGCGAGUGCGUAGGAGGGGGAGGGAGUGCGCCCAAGGGCCCCGGCUACGAGGAGAGGGCCUGCACCCUGGGCAGAAUGAGGUCCAUGCCCCGCAGCGUGCUGGACCUGCAGCUCUCCAAGUCCCUGUCCAAGUCCGACUCCAACCUGGUCGCCGUGUCGCCCAUACAGGAGGAGAACAUUUGGGAGUCUCCAUCUCGCGGCCAAGCCUCGGCGAGUUCAGGCGCAGCUGGCGACAGAACCGCUCCGGCGGAAAAGCUGGAAAGAACGCCAUCGUUUACAGCUGAGUGGGAGGAGAUCGACAAGAUUAUGAGCUCCAUCGGGGCGGGAAUAAACAGCGGACUGGAUGUGAAGGACCACAAUUCAGGUCCCAGAUGCCCGCUGCAGUCGGUGGGCCAGUGGCUGGACUCCAUCGGCCUGGUCCAGUACGAGAACCACCUUCGUUUGACAGCCACUUUGCCCGCCACAACAUGAUGUGGCAGUGCCAGCUGUCCCAGCCGGACUGCCGCUGCUACCGCGUGGACGGCUACUCCCUGCUCAAGCGCCUGCCCCUGCACCCCCUCAUAGGUCCCAGAU
Hippocampus comes (tiger tail seahorse) is the source of this 2724-nucleotide messenger RNA. Its product is annotated as ankyrin repeat and sterile alpha motif domain-containing protein 1B-like. The record is from RefSeq and is a predicted model, not a curated record. Gene Ontology annotation, molecular function: ephrin receptor binding. The transcript is spliced from 19 exons. Lineage: Eukaryota; Metazoa; Chordata; Actinopteri; Syngnathiformes; Syngnathidae. Bases 1 to 2622 code for a protein of 873 amino acids. Gene Ontology annotation, cellular component: cytosol. Gene Ontology annotation, biological process: ephrin receptor signaling pathway.